This is a messenger RNA of Solanum verrucosum, 882 nucleotides long. RefSeq lists its product as uncharacterized. Gene Ontology annotation, molecular function: oxidoreductase activity. Bases 3 to 818 code for a protein of 271 amino acids. The transcript has 3 exons. NCBI's taxonomy places the organism in Eukaryota, Viridiplantae, Streptophyta, Magnoliopsida, Solanales, Solanaceae. The record is from RefSeq and is a predicted model, not a curated record.
CUAUGGAGCCAUGGAAAGACCUGACUGGAAAAGUAGUGAUGGUGACUGGGGCCUCCUCGGGAAUCGGGCAAGAGUUCUGUCUCGACUUGGUAAAAGCCGGAUGCAGGAUCAUUGCUUCUGCUCGUCGUGUUGACAGGCUGAAAACUCUCUGCAACCAGAUUAAUAAUUCAGAGGGUCUGGCUCGGCGUGCAAUUGCUGUCCAGCUCGACAUCACUGCUGAUAAUGCUACUAUUGAGGCUGCUGUACAAAUAGCUUGGGAUGCCUUCGGACGUAUUGAUGUCUUGAUUAACAACGCAGGCCUUAGAGGUAAUGUGUACAAUUCAUUGGAUUUGCCAGAAGAGGAAUGGGAACAUACCUAUAAGACGAAUCUAAGAGGGGCGUGGUUGGUGUCGAAAUAUGUAUGUAGACAUAUGCGUGAUUCUAAACAGGAUGGAGGCUCUGUUAUUAAUAUCUCUUCAGUUGCUGGUUUAAAUCGAGUACUAAUACCUGGGGGUCUUGCUUACAGUUCUUCGAAGAUGGCUCUUGACAUGGUCACUAAGAUGAUGGCCCUUGAGUUGGGAGUAGACAAUAUCAGAGUGAACUCAAUAUCACCAGGAAUUUUCAAAUCCGAGAUAACAAAGAGUCUUAUGGAAAAAGAAGGGAUCAAUAAUGUUAUUGUAAGAACCGUUCCUCUGAGAACUCUUGGAACGACAGAUCCGGCUUUAACAUCAACCGUUAGGUACUUAAUCCAUGAUUCUUCAGAAUAUAUAUCAGGCAAUGUUUUCAUCGUCGAUGCUGGAGCAACCUUAACAGGUGUUCCAAUUUUCUCGUCACUCUAAAAUUAGCUCAUGAAGAUAUGAAAACGUUGAAUCUCAUAAUUUGUCGACAUGUAUUUCUUUUUGU